UUUCAUGCCCACCCCGUCACAGAGAUCUCCACAAAUUAGCUGAAUUGUGAUUGACUCUGUGUCUUCUAAGUCAGCUAAAAUGUAAUAUAAAGUCGGUCCGAUGCAUACUGCUGCAAAUAAAUAGCGGUGAAGGACUCCCUGCAGUCACAUCGCUUAAGGCGAACUAGAUAUGUUCGAAUUCAUGGCGGUCUCUCUUGUUUCCAAGCUAUCCAAAUCGUCAAUCGCCACGGGUUGUUUGAAGCGAAUGAAGCUCCCAAGGUUUCAUCAAAAAUCCAAACCUCUAACGGUGAGUUCUAAGCUCAAUUCCACAUCUCUCCACACAUCCGACAAGGAGAUAUGGGACGGAAAAAAGUAUGUUGAAGUUUUCCGGCGCUUCGACAUUGACGGAGAUGGUAAAAUAUCGUGUGAUGAGUUGAGUGCCUAUUUUGCCCUCUUGGGCGAGCCGUUGAUGUCCGAUCAGGCUCGUAGGGUGGUUGCCGAGUUUGACUCGGAUGGCGACUAUUCGCUGGAAUUGAAAGAUUUCAUCCGAUUGGUGGAACGGGACAAUGCUGAGGUCGGCGAUGAUAUCAGGAGGGCAUUUGAGAUGUACGCGCUGGACAAGGGCCAAGGCUGCAUAACACCUGAAAGCCUGCAGAGGACGCUUAGAUCGCUUGGAGUUGGGAGAUCGUUCGAGGAGUGCAUCGGUAUGAUAAGGGCAUUCGAUCUCGAUGGGAAUGGAGUUCUUGAUCUCCAUGAGUUUCAGCUCAUGAUGUCUUGAAAGCCUCUUACCUCUACAUAUCUAAAGGGAUGUGUGUUUGGUUUUAGAGUUAAGUAGAAUUGAGUUUUGAUUUUAAUUGGAUCGUAAUGAUUGUGUUGUUGAAUUAUGAGAAAAAGUAAUGAAUAGUUGAGAGAAA
This is a messenger RNA of Punica granatum (pomegranate), 893 nucleotides long. The record is from RefSeq and is a predicted model, not a curated record. NCBI's taxonomy places the organism in Eukaryota, Viridiplantae, Streptophyta, Magnoliopsida, Myrtales, Lythraceae.